Messenger RNA from Cannabis sativa, 859 nucleotides. Its product is annotated as protein BIC1. The record is from RefSeq and is a predicted model, not a curated record. NCBI's taxonomy places the organism in Eukaryota, Viridiplantae, Streptophyta, Magnoliopsida, Rosales, Cannabaceae. Gene Ontology annotation, biological process: blue light signaling pathway. Bases 162 to 641 code for a protein of 159 amino acids. The transcript has a single exon.
UGCAGUGUAAGAGGGUGCUAAUGGUACUUUUGACAAUUUUUUUUUUCUUUUUUAAUUUUUUUGAAAAAGCAUUUCUCUUAUUUAUUUAUAUCAAAACAAAAUAACAAUAACAAUAAGAGAAGAAUUCGAUUACAUUAAACAUUAAUAUUUUCUCUCUUUGCAUGAAACAACAAGCUGAAGCAACACUCACCAAAAUGGCUCAACACCAUCACCACCCUCAGCUUCAGCUAAUCGACGGCGAAGAUCGCACCUUCGAACGGAGACAAAGUCCGAAGACAGAUAACCAAAACGAAGAAGACGCUGAAAAACCCCUAGAAGUAGUAUCUAAUUCUUCUUCUUCUUCUUCGUCGUCGAGUAAUAAUAAUUCGAAAGAGAAGAAAAGUUUAGUACGUUGUGAAGAGAGGGAGUGGUCGGAUAAUGGAAGAGAGAGGCUUAAGAGGCAUCGGAUUGAGAUGGGAGGUAGGGUUUGGAUCCCUGAUAUUUGGGGGCAAGAGGAUCUGUUGAAGGAUUGGAUUGAUUGUAAUGCUUUUGAUUCUUGUUUGGGCCCUAAUGGGCUUAUCUCUGCUGCUAGGGCUUCUUUGGUUAAACAAGGAAGAACAGCCACUUCUCAACCCCUCAAAAUACAAAACAGGUGUAUUUAAUUAAUUAACUAAUUUUUCUUUUUCUUUAAAAAAAAUUCAGAUUUAUCAUCAUUUAUUAUUCUUCUUCUUGUUCUUGUAAUAUUAUAAUUGUAUUUCAUUUCAUUUAAAAAAGAAAAAGGAAAUAUUGUGAUACUAAGAAGUAAGAUAUUCUUCCUGUUUUAAUUUCAUAAUUGUACAAUCAUUCUCUGAAUAUUUUAAUUAGCAUUAUUUUGAGUUUA